GCUGGGAAGUGCCCGGGGGGCAGCUCUGCCCUGCCCGGCCUCAAGGGGGCGGCCCUUGGGGACCCAGGAGGCCUGGCUCCCUUUCUUAUUUAUGUGGAAGAUGUUCACCUUUCUGUACAUUUUUAAAGGACGGGCAGGGAGGCCUUUGGUGCAGCCACACGUGAGCCCCUGUCAGCUGUGGGGUCAAGCUUCGGGACCUUGGGAGAGGGAGGGGAUUUGAGGCAAAGACGAGGAGGAACCCCCAAGACUUCACCCUUUGAGUUCAGACACUUCACGUGGGGUGUGGGCUGUGCAGAGACCACAGGGGACAGGUGGGAGCUUCGGGCAGGGCUCUAGGGCCCGUGGCUGCCCCCGCCAGCCUGAGUGCGGGGCUCCUUGUGCCCCCCCUAAGGGGCUGGGCAGCCCGCAUGGCUCCGGCGGUCUGAAUGGUGCGGCCACACCUUCCUGGGUGACAUCCUGCGCGUCUCAGAUGGGCUCAGAGUUGGGGGCAAUUUCCUAGGUUCCCCAGGGGAAUGUUGGGGCUUCUCAGAGGGGCUAGUGGGAUGCACUCCCCCCGUGUCCCUCCACGUGUAGGGGCAAACAGCCUCCCCCUUGACUCUGCCCCUUCCCUUCCGGUCCUGUCUCUGUCUGUUGCUCCAUGAAACCGGCCCAGCAUCUCCCGUGAGAAGGCGCCGAGAUCCUCAGGGGGGCUGCCAGGUGCUCUGCGGGUCUGGACAGAUCUGCCUGUUUGUCUCCUGGGGCACCUGGCCUCCACUCUUGCCACCUUCCGUCUGCUGGCCUCGGGUGUGACCCCACAGCUGCUCCUGGCCUGGCGUCACCCCUCGGGGUCACACGUCACCAGAACCGUUCUGACCCAGAUUUUCUUAGUGAUGCUGCCUGGAGUGGUCCCGGCAGCAGAGACACCGAGCCUCUCCUGGAGAACCCGCCAGCCAGCCUCCUCCUGCCACCUGGUUGGUGACACGGCCACCGGGUCACACUGGUGCUCAGCUCUACCUCCUACUCACGGCCCCAUCCUGGGCUCUGGGACUCUCCUGUCCUGGGUGUCUGGGAGGCAGGGUGGGGGCCGUGGCCCGGGUGUGCAGGGGCACCCAGGGUCCCCGUGUGAGGCCUGGCCUCAGCAGGGUCAGGCAGAGGAGGCCACACCCAUCCUGUCUUGCCUGUCAGGCCCCUUUCUUCGGACUUUGGACCCCGUCACACAGACUGUGUUUUGAGGACGUGGACAGUCCUACGUUCACCUUAUCAACACUACUUUUCGCUGCUGACACACCAUUCCUGUGCUCAUUUUGGACGGUUUUUGUUUCUUUGUACAGUAAACCUAAUUCAGCUCUGAUUUUCAGGCUGCGUUUUAUAGAAAUUAAAGCCUCUGGUUUUAACUGGCCAAGUGGUGGGUGUGACGUGGCAGGGUGGGUCCGGUGCCGCUUCGUUGACACCCCCUCCACGCCUGGCCUGGAUGGCUGGUGCGCGUCUGGCUGUGAGGGCUGAGCGUGGCCGCACGGCCUUUCCUGGUGGGCCGGACGGGUGCAACAGAGACGCUCUGUGCCGCGCUGCCUCCGAGGGUAGGAACACCCUCGAUGUCCGUGGGUCCGGGGCCUAACUGCCGAGUUCGCUCCGCCGCCUGCGAGGGUGGUGGGCACAGAGCCAGGGAUGCAGCGGAUGACUCGGGAUCACCACCUGCCAGCGCUCAGCACGGCACUACCCGGGCCUGGAGUUGGCGCCCUCGCCGGAAAGCCACCAGGCGACAGUGCGUGAGGCUCAGUCCAGGGCUGUGGUGGGCACUGGGGGGUUGGGAACGAUCACUCUGAACCUGGCAGCCCCACGCUCGGGGACCCAGGCCUGACCGCAGCUCUGAGGGACCGUCCUGGACCCCGUGCCCACAGUCCCCCAGGAUGCAUUCUCCAUAUCUGGGCCGUCUCCCGGUCUCACGCUGACCAGACACGGCUUUUAUUACUCUGCCUCCUAGGUCAUAAGGUCAGACGUGGGGUCAUGGGAUGUUUUCCAUCCCAUCUCAGAGCAGAUGCUCGUGGGGCCCCAGACCCUGGGGAAGGGUUUGGAAGGGCGGGUUCCAGCGGCUUUGUCCUGUUUUGCUGCAUUAGCUCUCCCUGCCAGCCCUGCCAGGGAAGGGCUUCCGUACCCGUCUGAGGGAAGACUCCUCCUCCCAGGCGCUUGUGCAGCUCCCAGGAAACCGCCCCCCCCCAUUUCCAGGGUGCUUUUUAGGUGGCCUUGGCCUCUAGGGACUGGCCCCACAUGGGGCCACAACCACUGAAAUUCAAGUCCGUCCAAGUAGAUACACUCAGUGCCUCGCUCACACCAGCCAUGUUUGCAGUCUUUGCUGCCUGUGCGACUGGGGGCCAUACUGGGGGCACACAGUUCCCUCCCUGCUGGUCAUCCCGGGACCUCACUUUGGUGGCACGUGCCUUGUCCAGUUGUGGAAGAGCCUGGACCAGGGCCAUCCUGGGGGCGGGGGCAAAGUCCAGCCCUGCAUUGGCCUCCCCCAACCCUCAUCUGCUGAGGGUCACCAUGGAAAGGCCCAGGCUGAGCUCACUGUGCACCCCUGUGCUUCAGGGACCUCACCACUAACUUUAGAGAGGGUUUCAUUUUGACCCCGAGACCUGUUGGCAGGUCGUGACCCUUCUCCCAGGAGAAGGUUGUGGAGUUUUUCCUGGGAAGGAACAGAAUGCUUACUCAUUGCUGGGCUGAACACGGUACCCCUGUGCCUCUGUCUUGUCUGGAAGAAAUAAAUCUAAGGAAGGGGCUGGCCUGGGCCUGCUUGGGGGAGACCCAGGCCCUGGACAGCUGGGGCAGGUUGGAGAGCCGGAGGGGGUUGGCCAGCCUGGCCCCCUCCCCUGACCUGGGCUGGGAGGGUCUGAGAGGCAGCUUUGAUCCCAGGGCCCUUCCAUCCGAAGCCCAGCGCCCAGAGGGAGGAGGGGCUCCAGUUACAGUGUCCCCUCCCCUCCCCUCCCGCCGCAGCCAGCCCUUCUCUGGUCCUUCUCCGCCCCUUGGUGACCCUCUCGGCCAGUGUCUUCUGUGCUCCUGGGCCUCGGCCCCUCCCCAGCUCUCCUCCCCUCCCCACCCCCUGCCCUGCGCUGACCACAGAGGGGCCAGGCAGGGGAGGGGCUGGCGCCGCACGCACAGACUCAGAGCUGGGAGAGGCCCGGAACCUACCCAGCCCCUCGAACUGGGGUGUUGAGACGAAGCAUCUGCUGUGGGCUUAGACCUUGGGGGUGAGGGGAGAGCCCCGGGAUCAGCUGGGGGCUGGAGGGCAGGGGCAGCGACCACAGGCCUGGGGAGGCAGAUGCCUUCAGGGAGGAGGCUGGGCAGGGCCUGAGGAGGGACUGGUGGUCACAUCCCCCACCCCCUGUCCUGGCGGUCCCCAUGCUGGCCCCGAGGCCACUCCUGCUGCCGCUCCUCGUGGUUGGGCUGACCUUGGGGGCCAGCCUGCCGCCAGGACCCAGGAGCCACCCAGGCGUGUGCCCCAACCAGCUCAGCCCCAACCUGUGGGUGGAUGCCCAGAGCACCUGUGAGCGUGAGUGCAUCGGGGACCAGGACUGCCAGGCCUCUGAGAAGUGCUGCGCCAACGUGUGUGGGCUGCGGAGCUGCGUGGCGGCCCGCUUCCCUGACGGCGGCCCGGCUGUGCCCACGCCGCCGGCCUCCUGUGAGGGCUUCACGUGCGCACAGCAGGGCUCCGACUGUGACAUCUGGGACGGGCAGCCCGUGUGCCGCUGCCGUGACCGCUGCGAGAAGGAGCCCAGCUUCACCUGUGCCUCCGACGGCCUCACCUACUACAACCGCUGCUACAUGGACGCAGAGGCCUGCCUGCGCGGCCUCCGCCUGCACGUGGUGCCCUGCAAGCACGUCCUCAGCUGGCCGCCCAGCAGCCCCGGCCCACCUGAGACCACGGCCCGCCCCACGCCCGGGGAUGCCCCGACGCCACCCGCCCUCUACAGCAGCCCCGCCCCGCAGGCCGUGUUCGUGGGGGGCACGGCCAGCCUCCACUGCGAGGUCAGCGGCCGCCCGCCGCCGGCCGUGACCUGGGAGAAGCAGAGCAACCGGCGUGAGACCCUCAUCAUGCGGCCCGACCAGAUGUACGGCAACGUGGUGGUCACCAGCGUCGGGCAGCUGGUGCUUUACAACGCCCGGCCCGAGGACGCCGGCCUCUACACGUGCACUGCACGCAACGCCGCGGGCCUGCUGCGGGCCGACUUCCCGCUGUCGGUGGUCCGGCGGGAGCCGGCCGGGGACGCGGCGCCCACCCCCCCUGACCCGGCCGAGUGCCUGCCCGCCGCGCAGGCCUGCACCGGCGCCCCCUCCGGCCUGGUCCUCUGGCAGUACGACCCCCAGCGCGGGGGCUGCAUGACCUUCCCCGCCUGCAGCUGCGAGGGCGGCGGCCGGGGCUUCGAGACCUAUGAGGCGUGCCAGCGGGCCUGCGCCCGCGGCCCCGGCGACGCCUGCGUGCUGCCGGCCGUGCAGGGCCGCUGCCAGGGCUGGGAGCCCCGCUGGGCCUACAGCCCGCUGCUGCGGCAGUGUCACCCCUUCGUCUACGGCGGCUGUGAGGGCAACGGCAACAACUUCGAGAGCCGCGCGAGCUGCGAGGACGCCUGCCCCGUGCCGCGCACGCCGCCCUGCCGGGCCUGCCGCCUGCGGAGCAAGCUGGCGCUGAGUCUGUGCCGCAGCGACUUCGCCAUCGUGGGGCGGCUCACCGAGGUGCUGGAGGAGCCCGAGGUGGGGGGCGGCGGCAUCGCCCGCGUGGCCCUGGACGAGGUGCUCAAGGAUGACAAGAUGGGCCUCAGGUUCUUGGGCACCAAGUACCUGGAGGUGACGCUGAGUGGCAUGGACUGGACCUGCCCCUGCCCCAACGUGACAGCUGGCGACGGCCCCCUGGUCAUCAUGGGAGAGGUGCGAGACGGCGUGGCCGUGCUGGACGCUGGCAGCUACGUCCGCACGGCGAGCGAGAAGCGUGUCAAAAAGAUCUCGGAGCUGCUCGAGAAGAAGGCCUGUGAGCUGCUGAACCGCUUCCAGGACUAGCCCCACCCCCCCGCCAGUGUCUGCCCACCCUGCCUUCCUGUCCUGCUGAAUAAAAGCCUGACCUCAUGGCCUGCGGGUGCCGGACCUCCUGGUGGGACCCUCACCCCACUCAGCCUGCCUUCCGGCUGGUAACCC
Molecule: messenger RNA, 5157 nt
Organism: Neofelis nebulosa (Clouded leopard)
Lineage: Eukaryota; Metazoa; Chordata; Mammalia; Carnivora; Felidae
Gene: WFIKKN1
Product: WAP, follistatin/kazal, immunoglobulin, kunitz and netrin domain containing 1
Exons: 2
Coding region: 3373-5022 (549 amino acids)
Biological process (GO): negative regulation of transforming growth factor beta receptor signaling pathway
Cellular component (GO): extracellular region
Molecular function (GO): transforming growth factor beta binding; receptor antagonist activity; serine-type endopeptidase inhibitor activity
Source: RefSeq, a predicted model, not a curated record